Xylona heveae TC161 is the source of this 2496-nucleotide messenger RNA. RefSeq lists its product as hypothetical. NCBI's taxonomy places the organism in Eukaryota, Fungi, Ascomycota, Xylonomycetes, Xylonales, Xylonaceae. The transcript has 2 exons. The record is from RefSeq and is a predicted model, not a curated record. The coding region runs from base 265 to 2238 and encodes 657 amino acids.
AGGAUGUCUUUCCAUCGGGAACAAACACCUUGAAGAGUUCAAUCUAAAGCAUAUUUUGACCUUAUUGUGUGUUCCAUAGACCUUUCAAUGACUGACUAAUCGACAAAUGAUUGGCUCUUGACGCCAAGCUUACUGAGAUUGUCCCUUGUCAACCCUCUGAAGCAUUCCAUUCUUGACACUUCCGACAAGCGCUGAGCGUUACUGCGAAAAUAUCGAAUAAUAAAGUCUAAUGAUUUGGUGGGCAUUUGAUGAGCUUUGAGCGUCAUGGCUCGAAAUGACGUCGUUGAAGACGACAGCGAUGUCGCCGUUGAACCAUACCGUGAUCAAUCUCCCGGUGACGAUGCUGAAGAUCCGUCUGCUCAGUCAUCUGCAGCUCGCAUCCAUGUGCGCUCUCAGGCGAUGGAUGGCGAUGACUCGCUGACACCGACGCGAUCGCACGACGAAUUCCUCUUGCCAUCCCGGCGAUGGCGAUGGAUCCCUGUACCUGUCGAGCGAGUCGCCCGAGCUGUCGGAGACUGGGUGCGCGGUCCGCAUCCGCCGCAUAUCCAGAAGAUCAAUCCCUUUCUGCCUCGCCUUCAAGAAGCACCUGUAAAUAUCAUCAAUCGGUGCUUUCCCAAGCGCUCGCAGAAAACGUGGCUCUUGGUCGUGUUCUACCUCUGCUGGAUAAUCACGUUUAUUGCUAUUCUGCAUAAGUCUGCGUUUGCCGGCGAUGUUCGUGGAUACGGGACCCCUUCAUCCAUUUCCUGCACAGCAAGUUUUUGGUCCAACAACAAUGGCUGCGGCCUCAACGGAAACGACUGUAGACCAUUUGACAAUGCCACCUUUGCAUUCCGCUGCCCCGCAGGAUGUUCUCGAACAAUGGUGCUCAAUCCCCGCGCAGUCGGGGCGCAAGAAGUCAACUACCGUCCCUUUGUCAUUGGAGGCGGCCUGCCCAAUGACCACCGCGAUGUCAAUCCUGUUUACCGCGGAGACUCUUUCAUCUGUGGCUCCGCCAUCCACGCCGGAGUAAUUAGUAACAAGGCAGGUGGAUGUGCCGCACUCGGGCUCGUUGGUGAAAGGGAUGACUAUCCCGGUACCAAGAGCCAUGGCAUCUCGAGCAUUCCUUUUGACACUACAUUUCCCCUCUCCUACAGUUUCAUCCCUGACACAGCAUCUCAAUGCAAGGAUCUACGGUGGCCACUUCUUGCUGUAUCCGUAACCUUCACCACCAUACUUUCUCUAUGCACGUCCUCGCCUUCUGUCUUCUUCUCAUCUGUCUUUGUCGGCCUCUUCUUCCAUGUCGGACUGGGCUCCGACCCUCCGAGCCUGACAGACUAUUACUCCAUCGUCUCGGUCGUCCUAGGCCGCUUUCUUCCCGCGGCCUUUGUUGCCUUUGCGAUAUACCGGUACUGUGUGCGGCGUCAGCUUACUGGACUUACCGCUCAUGUGGAAAAGACCGUCCUCUGGCUUGGUGGAUGCUGGGUUGGGGCCCUGAACAAUUACACGUUCGACCACAUUCCUAUUCAGCGCCUCACGGGCCAUGACCUGAAUCAACAGCCUGGCGCCAAGGUCGCUCUCGUUAUUAUUGUCGUCGCCCUUCUCGUCAUUGCUCUUGGUCAAGUCUGGUUUCUCCGUCUCGAAGGCCGUUUGCCGCGAUAUUUGGUCAUAUACGUUAUUUUUGCUAUUACACUUGCAUUAUUUGUUGCGAUACCGGGUUUGAAUUUGCGAAUACAUCACUACAUUCUCGCUCUGCUUCUCUUGCCGGGGACCGCGAUGCAGACUCGCCCUGCGCUGCUGUAUCAAGGUAUAUUGGUGGGAUUAUUCAUCAAUGGCAUCGCGAGAUGGGGUUUUGAUAGUAUUCUGCAGACUCCCGCCGCACUGCUUGGCGAUGCCCAGCUCGGGUCCAAAUUGCCCAAUAUUACUGCUGUUGGUGCACCACUUGUUGGAUUAGACAAUAUCACAUUUACAUGGCCGACGCCGCCUUAUCCUUACGACGGCAUGAGCGUGCUGGUCAAUGAUGUCGAACGAUAUAGAGGAUAUAUUGCCGAAGGUCCGAAUACCUUUACAUGGGAAAAGGCCAAUGAUCAUUUGGAUAAUGGCAAUGGCGAUGACGACAGUGACAAUAGAACGGCAACAUCGAGACCGACGUAUUUUCGCUUUGGAUAUAUGCGGGGGAGUUCUUCAGCUGACUAUACAAAGGCGGGCACUUGGCAGCCCGAUGGAUCAUGGACAGAAAUGCACUCGGGACCGAGUCGAUAGACAUCUUGGGAUUGUUAUACAAGCAUGUGCUCUCAUACUUGGCCAUUUCUUAUCUCACAAGCUAUUAUAGACAGGUCGGGAAGGAAUGCGAAAAUCCAGUGAAAACGAUGCGAUUGGAGUUAUGGUAGCUAUUUUCUACUUUGUUCGAGUAUACUUAGAGCUAGCGGUGGAAAUAAGAUUUUGCAAUAGGAUUUUGAUAUACCUUGAUCACAGAUUUGACUUGAGGCAUCGCAUCAUCGAUUUGGCAACCUUGCAUCA